CCAAUAGCAGCUCGUACAAGUUCUCGUCUCGCUACUUUCGGGUGCAAUUAAGUCUAAAAUGUCAUCAACUACUGCCGUAAAUGUAGACGGCAUCCAAUUCGAUAGCGAUGAUUUUUUGGGUAGUGGUGGUUUCAGCUCAGUGUUUCGUGGUACAUAUAACGGUCAAAGUGUAGCAGUCAAAAGAAUAGAGAAGACAAGUGGCAGAGUUCAAGUAGUUGACAACGAGUUAAAAAUUCUGCAGCAGUUAGACCAUCCCAAUAUAGUUAAAUUUGUCCACUCUGCAAGCAGUUCCGAUUUCCAGUUCUUUGCUUUGGAAUUGUGCGACGCAUCACUGGCUCAAGUGUUCCUAAAGGAGGACGAUCCUCGGAAAUAUAAAGGACCUGCAUUACCAAAUAAUUUCGAAGUUUUCUCCCAAUUAGCCUCUGGUCUCAAAUACAUUCAUUCACAGAAUGUUAUCCACCGGGACAUUAAACCGCAAAACAUUCUAAUUUCUGGGAGACGUACUGCCCAAGGUGAAAAGAUAACGAUCAAGUGGGCUGAUUUUGGAUUGUCAAGAGCAGUGAAUGCAAGAGGAACAUUUACAAUGAGUGGAAUCAGAGGGACUCUACUUUGGUUCUCUCCCGAAGAGAUGAAAAUUAUGGGCGGAAACCAACGCAUUGAAGAUACUAGAGGCUCCACAAAAAGCGACGUAUUCGCAGAAGGCCUCGUCUUUGGUUAUAUUCUCUUAAAAGGAAGGCAUAUCUACGGGGAGAAUGAGUUGGAAAUUAUGAACAACAUUAUGAAAAACGAAUCAGUCAAUAUGAGUAAAAUUCACCAGAAACAUUUAGCACGUAACUUAAUAGAACAAAUGCUGACCAGCACACCUGAUACACGAAUUACAUCUGAAGAAGUUGUUAAUCAACUUGAAGCCAUAAAAAUCAAAUUUAGCGAAAAGCAAAAACAGCUUCAUCAGCUGUCUACAUGUCCCACAACAGAUUAUAGGAAUAACAUCGAAUCUUUAAUGCAACUCGGUGUCGACUUAAACGCAAAGGAUGACGAUGGAUGGAAUGCGCUUCUUCUUGUGUGUCGAAAAAAUUCAAGCCCACAUUUAAUCGAUGCGAUUAAGCUCUUGAUCGAACUUGGCAUCGACAAGGGCGCAAAGAUCAACGAUGGAGCGAAUGCGCUUCAUCUUUUGUGUCGAAACAAUUCAAGUCCACAUUUAAUCGAUGCGAUUAAACUCUUGAUCGAACUCGGCUUCGACAAGGACGCAAAGGAGAACAUGGGAUGCAAUGCGCUUCAUCUAUUGUGUCGUAACAAUUCAAGUCCACAUUUAAUCGAUGCGAUUAAACUCUUGAUCGAACUCGGCAUCGACAAAAACGCAAAGGACAACAUGGGAUGCAAUGCGUUUCAUUUUUUGUGUUAUAACAAUUCAGGCCCACAUUUAAUCGAUGCGAUUAAACUCUUGAUCGAACUCGGCUUCGAGAAAAACGCAAAAACCAACCAUGGAUCGAAUGCGCUUCAUCUUUUGUGUUAUUACAAUUCAGGCCCACAUUUAAUCGAUGCCAUUAAACUCUUGAUCGAAAUCGGCAUCGACAAAAACGCAAAAACCAACGCUGGAUCGAAUGCGCUUCAUCUUUUGUGUUAUAACAAUUCAAGCCCACAUUUAAUCGAUGCGAUUAAACUCUUCAUCGAACUCGGCUUCGACAAGGACGCAAAGGAGAACAUGGGAUGCAAUGCGCUUCAUUUUUUGUGUUAUAACAAUUCAAGCCCACAUUUAAUCGAUGCGAUUAAACUCUUGAUCGAACUCGGCUUCGUCAAAAACGCAAAAACCAACGCUGGAUUGAAUGCGCUUCAUCUUUUGUGUUAUAACAAUUCAGGCCCACAUUUAAUCGAUGCAAUUAAACUCUUGAUCGAACUCGGCAUCGACAAAAACGCAAAAGCCAACUAUGGAUGGAAUGCGCUUCAUCUUUUGUGUGAAUACAGUUCAAGUCCACACAUAAUCGAUGCGAUUAAACUUUUGAUCGAGCUUGGUAUUGACAAAAACGCAAAAACCUCCUUUGGAUGGAAUGUAUACGAUUUGAGUCGGCGCAAUCCAAAUCUUAAAAACUGCAACCUGUACGAAAUCUUUAAAACCGGAUGAGGUGAAUUUUCGAAGAUAUUAUUUAUGGCAAUUACAAGGAUAUCAAGGUUGUUUGAAAAGUCACAAAACGUGCUACGUUGCAAUAAAUGAGAUUCUCGGCAAA
Daphnia carinata is the source of this 2222-nucleotide messenger RNA. RefSeq names its product serine/threonine-protein phosphatase 6 regulatory ankyrin repeat subunit A-like. Gene Ontology annotation, cellular component: IRE1-TRAF2-ASK1 complex. The transcript has 4 exons. Gene Ontology annotation, molecular function: RNA endonuclease activity; ATP binding; protein serine/threonine kinase activity. The coding region runs from base 59 to 2119 and encodes 686 amino acids. NCBI's taxonomy places the organism in Eukaryota, Metazoa, Arthropoda, Branchiopoda, Diplostraca, Daphniidae. Gene Ontology annotation, biological process: intrinsic apoptotic signaling pathway in response to endoplasmic reticulum stress; protein phosphorylation; IRE1-mediated unfolded protein response. The record is from RefSeq and is a predicted model, not a curated record.